Molecule: messenger RNA, 4969 nt
Organism: Ochotona princeps (American pika)
Lineage: Eukaryota; Metazoa; Chordata; Mammalia; Lagomorpha; Ochotonidae
Gene: CALD1
Product: caldesmon 1
Exons: 15
Coding region: 467-2734 (755 amino acids)
Biological process (GO): muscle contraction; actin filament bundle assembly; angiogenesis
Cellular component (GO): actin cytoskeleton
Molecular function (GO): myosin binding; actin binding; calmodulin binding
Source: RefSeq, a predicted model, not a curated record
AUUUCCUGAGCAUGCCUAGGGAAUGACAGGCAUCUCCACAGGCAGACAGCAUCACCUUGACCCAGUGUCGUCACUGGCUGCCUAUUAGAACAGCAACAGGACAAUGCAUACCACUGACCGCCGACUGUAAACAUAGGGGAUAUGCGUUCACUUAGCAUGGACUUCUGGGAGGGGCUAAAGAAGGGCGGUCUGCAGUUUUAUUGAAUAGAGCAGUGUGCAUUAGGCUGCCUGCCUGCCUGCCUGCCUGCUGGCUCCCUUGCUGUACUCCGGCUUUAACAAAAUCUGCCCUACCUUUCCAGCUUAGGCCCAAGGAAGACGUUUCAGCCUACAAGGUAUCAUUAAGCAUUUCAAGAUCAUCAAAUCGAAUUCCAUAAGGAUUAGUGAUUAGCCAGCAGUCUCAGAAGUGGACAUCUGAUUGCUUACCUACCCAGCCGUGAUCUGGUCGUCCUCAUCUUGAAACCUCACCAUGGAUGAUUUUGAACGUCGCAGAGAACUUAGGAGGCAAAAGAGAGAGGAGAUGCGGCUGGAAGCAGAGAGAAUCGCCUACCAGAGGAAUGACGAUGAUGAAGAGGAGGCAGCCCGGGAACGGCGCCGCAGAGCCCGCCAGGAAAGGCUGCGGCAGAAGCAAGAGGAAGAAUCUUUGGGACAGGUAGAAGUGAACGCCCAGAACAGCGUGUCCAACGAGGAGGCCAAGUCGAUCACCACAAACACUCAGGUGGAAGGUGAUGAGGAGGCUGCGUUACUAGAGCGCCUGGCUCGGCGAGAGGAAAGACGUCAGAAGCGGCUCCAGGAAGCCCUGGAGAAACAAAAGGAUACUGACCCAACAGAUGCCAGUUCUUCCCUCUCAAGCAGAAGGAUGCAAAAUGAUACAGCAGAAAAUGAAGCUGCCGAGAAGGAAGAACAAAGCCAAGAAAGACACGAGACACAGGAGACAGAGAUAGUCACCAAAUCCUAUCAGAAGAAUGAGUGGAGGGAUGCCGAAGACAGAAAGAAAGAAGAGAAAGAAAGGGAAGACGAGGAGAAGUCCAAGCAAGGAAGCAUUGGAGAAAAUCAGGUAGAGGCGGUGGCAGGAGAGAAAACAUCAGAAACCCACGAGGAAAUGGUGGUAACACCAGGGAGAAAUGGGGAAGUCGGUGCAGAAGAGGCUAAAGCAGAGGAGGAGAGGGGACAAGCUCCAGAUGCAGUUGCUCAUGAUGGAAAGGCGGAACAGGAGGAGAGAGAAAGAGCUGAGGCAGAGAGGGUGAGGUUGGAGGAAGAGGAGAGACUUAAAGCUGAGCAGGAAAGGAAGAAAGCCGAAGAACGAGCAAGAAUCGAAGCCGAGGAAAAAGCAGCUGCACAGGAAAAGGAAAGGAAGGAGGCGGAAGAGAGGGAGAGGAGGGAGGCGGAAGAGAGGGAGAGGAGGGAGGCGGAAGAGAGGGAGAGGAGGGAGGCGGAAGAGAGGCAGAGGAGGGAGGCGGAAGAGAAGAAAGCAGCAGAGGAACAGCAAAGAGCUUUGGCAGAGCAGGAGAAAGCUAAGCUAGAAGAGCAAAAGCUUAAAAAGCAGCUGGAAGAGAGAAAAGCUGAAACGCAAGAGAAGAAGUUGAAGGGGGGGGAAGGGGAAGAGAAAGCAGGAGGGAAAUUGGUUCAUGAAAAAGCACAAGAAGACAAACCUCAGACAGCUGCCCUAAGGAAGCAGGAAGAAGAAAAGAAAGAGAAAGUACAAGCUCAAAAAGAAAAGUCCCAAGAUGGCCAGCCUACCUUCAAGAGGGACGAGGUCAAAGAUGAAAAGGUGAAGAAGGACAAAGAGCCGAAAGAAGUAAAGAGCCUCAUGGAUAAAAAGAAGGGCUUCACAGAGGAGAAGUCACAGAAUGGAGAAUUCGUGACUCACAAACUUAAACAUGCUGAGAACACAUUCAGCCCCAGCCGCUCUGGAGGCAAGGCCAGUGGGGACGCCCAGGAGGCCGAAGCCGGCAAGCGCCUAGAGGAGCUGCGCCGUCGACGCGGGGAGACAGAGAACGAAGAGUUCGAGAAGCUCAAACAGAAGCAGCAGGAGGCAGCCCAGGAGCUGGAGGAGCUGAAGAAGAAGAGAGAGGAGCGGAGGAAAGUCCUGGAGGAGGAAGAGCAGCGGAAGAAGCAGGAAGAGGCAGAUCGAAAAGUCAGGGAGGAGGAAGAGAAACGGAGGCUAAAGGAAGAGAUAGAAAGGCGAAGGGCGGAAGCUGCUGAGAAACGCCAGAAGAUGCCAGAAGAUGGCUUGGCCGAUGAUAAGAAGCCAUUCAAGUGCUUCACCCCUAAAGGGUCGUCUCUCAAGAUUGAAGAGCGAGCAGAAUUUUUGAAUAAGUCUGUGCAGAAAAGCAGUGGUGUCAAAUCAACUCAUCAAGCAGCAGUGGUGUCCAAGAUUGACAGCCGAUUGGAGCAGUAUACCAGUGCGAUUGAGGGGACCAAAACUGCAAAAUCUACAAAACCAGCAGCCUCAGAUCUCCCUGUGCCUGCGGAAGGUGUACGCAAUAUCAAGAGCAUGUGGGAGAAAGGCAAUGUGUUCUCGGCCCCUGCUGCAUCAGGCACACCCAAUAAGGAAACCGCUGGCCUGAAGGUGGGAGUUUCCAGCCGCAUCAACGAGUGGCUAACCAAAACCCCAGAUGGCAACAAGUCGCCUGCUCCCAAGCCUUCUGACCUGAGGCCAGGUGACGUAUCUGGCAAGCGGAACCUCUGGGAGAAGCAAUCUGUGGACAAGGUCACUUCCCCCACUAAGGUUUGAGACAAUUCAAGAAAGAACUCAAACUCAAGACCCUGGACCAGCUCAAUUGCAGAGGGCUAAUUUGCUCUGUUUUCUAUUUAUGUUAAUUUACUAAAUUGGGUUCCUUUUCUUUUGUUUUAUGUUACAAUAUCCCAGUAGAGCCAUGUAUAUUGUCAUUAUAUUUAAUAAUCACAGUGUAGAGAUGUUCAUGGUAAAGUACUGCCUUUGCACAGGAGCCUGUUUCCAAAGAAACCCAUGCUGUGAAAUAGACUUUCCUACUGAGCAUCGUAAUUCUCUCUGAACAGUGACACCAGCCACAUUGAACAUCAAUACAAGGAGAUUCAAGUUUAAGAUUGCUUGACAAAUGUGUGUAGCAUCUAGAAAAACAAACCAUAGUUUAUUUGAAAUUCAGAAGUCAUGUUGUUUCUGCACUUUAGAAUAAAGCAUGGAAGAAAUUAUCUUGGGCAAUUGUAACUUUCUGAAAGUAACCCAUUUCACAUUUUAUAUAUGGCAAUAAUGAUUGUCUUGAAAAGAAAGAUGUACUGUUGAGGUAUUUACUUUAUUUCAUGCUGAUGCAUACCUAAAUUGGAUUAAUAUGGUAGCUUACAGUGGUACUGUUUUUUUAGAUUGGUUGCUUUGUGGAUUUCUUUGGUAGUUUUAGUAGCCUGAACCACAAUCUUACCCAAUGAUGUGCGUAAGUACAUAUACCUAUACAAACACGCUAAAGAUAGGAUGCUUUUUUAUGUAUUAGAUGACCGUAUUAAGUAGUAUGUCCUUGUAACUAGUCAAUAUCACAGCUUUUUAAAAAAAAUUAAAUCACAAUAUUAUAUUAAUGUUUUAUAUUUGCCAACAAAAACAUGGCAGGUAGGUAUGUUUUCAAUGUCCAAUGACCUGUAUAUUGAAAAAAGAGAGAGAGUAGACGUGUCAAAACAAGUUGAAAUCUUCUAUAAGAUAUAGUAUUUAGUUUAUAAUUAAAAGCAAUCUUGAAGUCCAGUGUAAUUUUAUUAAACCUACUAUCUGGAUCAGACUCACAAUCUGCUUCUUCAUAGCAAAGUUUGUAAGAGGUUGGCAGAAAUGAUAUCUAAAGUCCUUACCUUCUCAACAUUGAGGGCAAGCAUUUGAGUAUCAGUGUUACACAGCUUGCUGAAGUCUGGGAAUAAAGAGAUAAAAUGAGCACAAUACAGUAUUUGGAAGUACAAUAAUACUUCCAUUUAUAUAUAUAUACUCUGAAAUUUUUAAUUAAUCUUUUUUACCUUUAUUAGUCAUUGGUACUUGUCAUAAGUUGAUAAUUUGUCAAUCCCAUAAAAUAUAUUUAAGUUUUCCUAGUUAUGUAUUAGUUUACUAGUGAGUCUAUUGACUUACUGCUUUUACAAAACACAGAAUCCAGAUAUUAGGUCUUAUUUUAGGUUAUAAGUUGUUAUUCUUCAAUGUAGAUGUUGGAAAAUUGCACCAAUGUUUUGGCAAAAUAUCCUCUAUGGACAUAUCUCUGUGUUAUAUAAAUUCAUACCUCAGCUGAGUUAACCAGAAUGGUUUUUGCCCCAAUUCCUACCACACCAAGAGAGCUUCCCAAGGAGAUAUCCUUAUCAACAGGAUUCUCCCAGGAGAGCUCAUCAAGGUAGGCUGGCACGAGGAGGUAUCUCCACCUUUCAAAGCCUCUUUUCGUCAUAUAUCAGUUUUUCAAAAAUUGAGUUCUCCAGCCUUUGGCAAGCAUGGGCCACCAAGACUGUACAAAUCGUUCCCUCAUGACAGAGUAGACAUGAAGUCUAUGACAAGUCUAGUCUAGUCUAGUCUAGUCAAAUUAGACUAGAAUUUACAUGAAGCGCCGUAUUUAGCUUUAGCUCCUGCCACUGGAGUGAAAUACAGCCGAGUUUGAAUUACGACGAUGGUGAGGUAACAUUGCCGUGUUGAACUUCUGAACAAUAGCUUUUCCUGAUUGCCAGUAUGUAUUUUUCCAGAAAGUGGAAAGUUGAGAAGAACAUUAUCAACUAUUUUAUUUCCAGUGUUUGGAUGGAAUAAAUUUGUGGGUAAAAAUGUUCUUCAGUUUGGAUUUGAUCUUCUGAAAAACAAAUUCUUUGUUUAUUUGUUCUAUGACAAUUCUCUGUUAUCAUUAAGAAAGUAAAGUUGCAAGCUGACUAGCAUGGCCUGUGAAUCUGCCAUUGAUAAAAACCUAUGAACACUUGGUAUUUUUCACUGAUAAUUGCUACAAUAAAAGUAUAUUGUGAAAAGCAUCCACAAUAAAUGGAAUUCCUCCAAAUA